GCAGCCAUCGCAUCCCUCGCAUCCAUCGCAUCCAUUCGCACCCGUGAGUAAUUAAAUUUUAAACGCUUACUUGUGCCAAAGCGAACUGCUUGCAAUAAUUACGGAAGCCAUUAGGCAAGCUCUCAGUUGAGGGGGGCGGAAAAUGUCGGAAAAAUUUCCACACAGAUAUGCUUUUCCCGUGGCUGCAGUUGGUUCUACUUUUGUUCCUUGGGCUAACAGUCACGUGGACCAGCUUGAAUCGCAUCGAUUGGCCGAAACGACACUUGGGAUGGUGGCAGAAGCAGUACUACCAAUCAAAUUGGAGGCAAAGACUGCGAUUUACAACUACUCCCAAACCUGGGGCCACUCCAGAAUCGCAAGAGAUGCGAUUGGUGUAUCCCUGCUAUUGCUAUAAGCCAUCACUCAAAGGAUUGGCAACUGCCAGUCCAGUUGAGAAGCGAAUGAUUGAACCAAAAGAACUUUUUUACCUGAAUAAAUAGUCAACUUUUUGCUGAUAUAAGUACGG
This is a messenger RNA of Drosophila ficusphila, 505 nucleotides long. RefSeq lists its product as uncharacterized. Bases 168 to 479 code for a protein of 103 amino acids. The record is from RefSeq and is a predicted model, not a curated record. The transcript is spliced from 2 exons. Lineage: Eukaryota; Metazoa; Arthropoda; Insecta; Diptera; Drosophilidae.